Molecule: messenger RNA, 1077 nt
Organism: Orbilia oligospora ATCC 24927
Lineage: Eukaryota; Fungi; Ascomycota; Orbiliomycetes; Orbiliales; Orbiliaceae
Exons: 2
Coding region: 1-1077 (358 amino acids)
Biological process (GO): peptidyl-hypusine biosynthetic process
Cellular component (GO): cytoplasm
Molecular function (GO): deoxyhypusine synthase activity
Source: RefSeq, a predicted model, not a curated record
AUGGAAGAAAAAGGUACAGCCGGUCCAGCUAAGGCCGUUGAUGCUGUCCUAGUACAGUCAGCUCCGAUGCCAGAAGGGUCCGUCCAAGUCAAGGGCAUCGAUUUCAACGAAUACACCGGCCGUCCGAUAACCAUCGACGAUAUAGUCCGUAACAUGAGUAACAUGGGCUUUCAGGCUAGUAAUUUAGGGAAAGCUAUUGAAGUUGUAGACAAAAUGAGAUCGUGGAAAGACCCCGCCGACCCCUCCAAGCGCCCCACAAUCUUCCUUGGCUACACUUCCAACCUCAUCUCCUCUGGCCUCCGUGAAACAAUCCGCUACCUUGUCCAACAUCGUCAUGUCUCUGCGAUCGUUACUACGGCCGGUGGCGUUGAGGAAGACUUCAUAAAAUGCCUAGCGCCGACAUACAUGGGAGCCUUCCACUUGGACGGUGCUACUUUACGUAAAUCGGGAAUGAACAGGAUUGGAAACCUCGUGGUUCCUAACGAUAACUACUGCAAAUUCGAGGAUUGGGUAGUACCAAUCCUAGACAAAAUGCUUGAAGAGCAGGAAGCUUCAAGUUCUCUGCCAGUAGACGAAAGAAUCCAUUGGACACCCUCGAAGGUGAUUCACAGGCUUGGAAAAGAAAUCAACCAUGAAGACAGUGUGUACUAUUGGGCAUACAAAAACGAUAUCCCGGUUUUCUGCCCUGCGUUGACAGACGGCUCGCUCGGCGAUAUGCUUUUCUUCCACACUUUCAAAGCUUCACCACAAAUGCUACGGAUAGAUAUAGUCGAAGACAUCAGACGGAUAAAUACAUUGGCAAUGAAUGCAGCGUGCACAGGUAUCAUAGUAUUGGGAGGAGGAGUAGUGAAGCAUCAUAUUGCAAAUGCGAACUUGAUGAGGAAUGGAGCCGACUACGCUGUAUUUGUGAAUACGGCAAACGAGUUCGAUGGCAGUGAUGCCGGUGCUCGACCGGAUGAGGCGGUUAGUUGGGGAAAGAUUAAGAUUGGAGGUGAAGCGGUGAAGGUUUACGCCGAGGCUACUAUAGUGUUCCCCUUGAUCGUAGCGGCAACCUUUGCGAAGGGUAAAGUCGAAUAG